Molecule: messenger RNA, 1488 nt
Organism: Salvelinus sp. IW2-2015
Lineage: Eukaryota; Metazoa; Chordata; Actinopteri; Salmoniformes; Salmonidae
Source: RefSeq, a predicted model, not a curated record
AGGAGGGAGCGAGAGAGUGAGAGCCUGGAACACACAUUCACACACACAGGGAGACGGUCCUCUGCUGCAGCUCCCUGCUGGAUUCAGUGGAUUCACAAUCUCUUCCCUUUCACGUGUGGUCACUUCACAGGAGAGCGAGCCAACGUGGCCUAGGGGGCUCGGGGAAUGGAGGACGGUAUGUGACCGGUGCCUAACUAACCGCUCCGCUUCACUGUCGCCAACAUGCAUCAUCUUCGCCAGAUGAUGUCGUUGUGCUUAUGGUGCUCUCUCCUCGCCAUUCUUCWCCACACGACGGUGUUUGCGGAUGAAGAGGCGGAUCUCAUGAAGCCGACAGGACCGCCUGCCAGUAAGGAAUGGUACUAUUGGCCAGGCUGGUCCUUGCCAAAGCAGCCCAGCUUGUCCAUGUUCCCAUCACUCCCGGCGGCGCCGUCGUUUCCGUUUUCUUCGCUCAACCCGUUUGGAGGGAAGUCACAGACUAAGAAUGCAGGGCCCCAAAGGACCACACCAUCAGAGGGACCAACAAAGGAGCUGUCAAAGGGACUGAUAGAGAGACCAACAGAGGGACCAACAGAGGGACCAACAGAGGGACCAACAGAGGGACCAACAAAGGAGCUGUCAAAGAGACUGAUAGAGAGACCAACAGAGAGACCAACAGAGGGACCAACAGAGGGACGAACGGAGCCUGAGAAUUCCCCGGGACAUUCAGGGUCUGUGGAGGAGAGUAUUAAUAAAAGCCCUCAGUCCUCCAUCAUCACCUAUUGGACUGAAAGUCACCCCAGUUCCACUGAGAUAAGAACAGUAACAAACCCACAGACAGUCACUCCUAACAAGAGCACACAACCUAACAUCCAAGAUAUCUUAGAUUCUAUAACCGCUGUCUUAGAUUCCAUAUCCUCUAUUUCUAUGUCACAGGGGGUUGAUAUAUCCUCUGAUAGUCUCACCAGCACAAACAUUCUGCCACAGACAAUAAUACACGCAUACCUGUCACCAGAAACGGCCCAAACGCCAAAGCACAGUUGGAGUGUCACCACUAAAUCUUUCCCCAAGGAAACGAAGAUCCAAAAUGAACUAGUUCCCCAGAGUGACCCUCUCACAGCCUCUGUCCCACACCUAACGUCCCCACAAACCACAGUCCCCACAACCCUGGUCACAACUCCACCAAGGAUCACCGUCAACCCAACACAGGUAGAGACCACACUGACCAGACAACCCUUUGACUCUGGCACCCCACCCACGUCCCCACAAACCAGGGUCACCACAAGACGCCUGGCCUCGACCGUAAGCACCGACAUUGGAACUAAAGAGGCCCCGGUCACCGAAACUCAGCCCAGCCACAGUUCACCAGACCUGGGCUUUUCCGAGGCCAAAGCAGGGCCUGUGGAGGAACAACUGGGAGCAAACAKCACCACCAGGACAGAGGAUAGAACACUAAGGGUUAACUCACCAACACCAGGAGGUAAGUCUCCAACACAUCAACAGACAUAUUGA